Molecule: messenger RNA, 676 nt
Organism: Pelobates fuscus (common spadefoot toad)
Lineage: Eukaryota; Metazoa; Chordata; Amphibia; Anura; Pelobatidae
Product: gamma-crystallin B-like
Exons: 3
Coding region: 96-623 (175 amino acids)
Biological process (GO): lens development in camera-type eye; visual perception
Molecular function (GO): structural constituent of eye lens
Source: RefSeq, a predicted model, not a curated record
UUUUGUUUCCGUAAUACAGCUACUGCAUGAUGCAAAUAUAUAAAGGGUCUUGGUUCUGAUGGCAAAACUAAGGUGCUCCAUCCAGUACAGACAAAAUGGGAAAGAUCAUCUUUUUUGAGGACAAGAACUUCCAGGGCCGCUCAUAUGAGUGCAGCUCAGAUUGUUCUGAUCUUCAUUCAUUCUUCAGUCGUUGCAACUCCAUCCGAGUUGAGAAUGGAAACUGGAUGCUCUAUGAGCGUCCCAACUAUGCUGGGCACCAGUACUUUCUGAGGAAGGGAGAGUACCCAGAUUUCCAGCAAUGGUUGGGAUUCAAUGAUUCCAUCAGAUCCUGCCGCUUGAUCUCCGCAUACAGGGGAACCCACAAGAUUCGUUUGUAUGAACGCGAGGACUUUAGAGGAGAGAUGCUGGAGCUCACUGAAGAUUGCCCCAAUCUGUCUGAACAAUUCCAUUAUCAUGACAUCCACUCCUGCAAUAUCUUGGAAGGUUCCUGGAUCUUCUAUGAGCUUCCCAAUUACAGAGGAAGGCAGUACUUCUUAAAGCAAGGAGAGUACAGGAGAUACACUGAGUGGGGAGCACAAAAUGGCAAAGUAGGAUCCCUGAGACGUAUCCUCGACAGCUAUUAAAUAUUCAUAUUGUGACUCUAACAUCUCAGAUAAUAAAUCAAUGUAGACAUAUA